Messenger RNA from Xenopus tropicalis (tropical clawed frog), 2502 nucleotides. It is a transcript of the gene thoc6, whose product is annotated as THO complex 6. NCBI's taxonomy places the organism in Eukaryota, Metazoa, Chordata, Amphibia, Anura, Pipidae. The transcript has 13 exons. The record is from RefSeq and is a predicted model, not a curated record. The coding region runs from base 85 to 1086 and encodes 333 amino acids.
CCGGCAUGCCGCGCGUUUUAGUGCGACGUCACUUUCCUGCGCCCGCUUUUUUCCCGGGACUGAGCGGCCGGAACACGUGACGUCAUGUUGGCUAACGCGGAGACCGACAUCUCCCGCUCGCUGGAGCUGCUCCACAUGACGGUUUUCAGCCAAUGCUUCUCCCCCUGUGGGAAGUACUUAGUGGCCGGAAACAACCUGGGCCAGAUUGGAGUUUUUAGUCUUUCUGCCGCUUUGAGUUCCGAGGCCAAAGAGCUGAGCAAGCAGCCAGUCGCCAUAUUCCAAGCACAUUCGGGCCCUAUUUACAGUUUGAUCUCCACCGAGCGUCACCUGAUCAGCUCCGGGGGCAAUGAGGUGAAAGGGUGGAACUGGAAUGAUAUCCAGAAGAAGGGCUGUACCCAGUUAUGGACCCGCUGUAUCCCCAGCAGAAGCAACUUGGAGUCUCCAGAAAUCAACAGCAUGAUCCUGAAUGAGAAAGAUAACUCCUUGCUCCUUGCUGGGGGGACAUGCAACAUUCAUUCUAUGGACUUGGAGAGUGGAACCUUUACGAUGGCGCUGGAAGGACACGAGGAUUAUAUUCACUGCUUGGCCCUGCGUGAGCAGCAGAGGGAGUGCGUGUCCGGCGGCGAAGAUGGAACUGUCAGGAUAUGGGAUCUUCGAAAUGGGGCUCAGACUCACAAGAUUGAAGUCUAUAAAUAUGAGGAAUGCGCUCGGCCACAGUACGGGAAAUGGAUCAGCUGCUUAACCACCGACUCGGAUUGGAUGGUAUGUGGCGGGGGCCCCAAGUUGAGUCUUUGGCACCUUCGCUCCGUGACGCCAACAACCAUUUUCCCACUGAAUGAGAGUCAGCAGCAGGUCAUGUUUUACCAGGACAUGAUCCUGUGCGCUGGGCAGGGCCCCUAUGUUAAUCACUGUCAGAUAAACGGGGACAUCAAAGCGCAGAUUCCCAGCACCCCUCGCUGUGUUUACUCUCUGAGCGUCAAUGAGGCAUCACAGGAAAAUAAGGUCCUCACAGCCGCUGGCAGUGGCCCCAAGAUUGAUGUAUUCACCAACUUCCGAUACCGAGCGUUCUCUCUAACUUUCACUUAAUUUCUAUCUGUUACUGAACACUCUUUUUUUUUUUUUAACUAAACCCAGUCUGUCCUAUACUGAGCCUUUUCAUUUUAUCCUAAUCUGUCCCUCUCUGAACAUUCUCUUUCAUCUAAUCUCAGCCUACAGUACAUGGAGUAUCCCUUGCUGAGGAUCCUUGAUCAGACUGUCCCCAACUGAACAUUCCCUUUCAUCUGAGCAUUCUCUUCAAUCUAGUCAGAGUAUCUUCACUUCACUGAACAUUGUCUUUUCUUCUAAUCUCACUGAACAUUCUAUUGCAUCUUAUCCCAGACAUUAGUACCCUGAGCAUUCUCUUCCAUCUAGUCACAGAGUAUGUUUCACUGAACAUUGUCUUUAUUCUAAUCUCAGACUGUCCCUCACUGAACAUUCUAUUUCAUCUUAUCUCAGCCAGUAGCACCCUGAGCAUUUUCUUCAAUCUAGACCAGGGGUGGCCAAGACGUCAAUCACGGUCCACUAGUCGGUCCCCCGUGGAUUCCUAGUGGACCUCAACAAAGCCGGGAGAUGCAAAAUUGCGGCGUGAACGCGUACGUAUGCUGCAUCUUGGGGGAGGAGUCACCGGUAGAUCGCCGAUGGACGAAGUCUGGCCACCCCUAAUCUAGACUGUCUCUCACUGAACAGUCACUUUUAUCCCAUACCAGACAUUAGUACUCUGAGCAUUUUCUUCCUUCUAGUCACAGAGUAUCCUUCACUGAACAUUGUCUUUCUUCUAAUCUCAGACUGUGGCUCGCUGAACAUUCACUUUCACCCAAUCACAGACUGUACUAGACUGAACAUUGCCUUUGUCUAAUUAUCUAAUCUCAGACUACCCCUCCCUCUAAACAUUCCCAUUCAUUUAAUACCCCCUAUAGUACAGUGAGCAUUCUAUUUUAUCUAUAUUCAGACUGUCCCCAACAGAACAUUCACUUUGAUCCAAUCACAGGCUGUAGUAGACUAAGCAUUGCCUUUGUAAUAUUUUAUCCCUUUUUGGAACAUUCUAGUUCGUAUAAUCCCAGGCUGUAGUACACUGAGCAUUCUCUUCCAUCUCUCACUGUACAAGUUGGUGCUGAGUCACAUGGUCCUACCCCAGACACCUACAGUUAAUUCUGUCCCCAGGUUUAGGGAUACAAAAGUUCAUUGUAUUUCUAGCACAAAACUAUCAGUCUCACCUUUCUGCUUAGCCCCAUCCCUGCGAUACCCAAGCCUCCAACUAAUCUGUUCCUUCCUCCGGCCUCUGUAAGGCCCAGCAUUGUCUCCCCUCCUACUGGCCUGUCAUUCUAUCCGUUCCCCCUCAGCACAAAGCACAGUCGUUUUAUCCCCUUCGGUACUAGUGCUCGGUAACCGUUUCUUUGUCAACGGAAAAUAUUGUUUUUGUUUUAUUUUAAUAUUUUUGUAAUAAAAACAGUUUUUUUUGCAGUA